Molecule: messenger RNA, 3252 nt
Organism: Oryzias latipes (Japanese medaka)
Lineage: Eukaryota; Metazoa; Chordata; Actinopteri; Beloniformes; Adrianichthyidae
Gene: lekr1
Product: Leucine-, glutamate- and lysine-rich protein 1
Source: RefSeq, a predicted model, not a curated record
UGGUUUUUUCCUGUUUCCUUAAGUUCACAAACUUUCUGUGGAUAGAGAAGCCGGGAUUUGACUGACUACAAUUCGCAUCCAACUAAAUGCUUCUAGCUGAUUUAUCCUCUGGCCCAGAGCAUGCAAUCGAGAUGAUCUACGUUAAUACGCUCGCACUCACACGCACGCAUGCAUGCACACGCACACGCACACAUACAACUGUCAGACACCUGUUACCGGGAAAGGUUUAUCCUGAAAAGCCCCCCCAGCAUGAAUGGCUUGGGCGCAUUUGACAUUUGUUGUAAAGGUUUAAAUGAGAUGCAUGGAAUGGCGAGUGGCCUGUGCACCCAAGCUUUCAGAGAUCAGAUAGCGUGACUUGGUUUUAUUUUAGAGGGCUUCGAAAGUCUGAACUUGCUUGAAUGAUAAAUCUACAAAUUAAAUUAAUGAAAGCAUUUUGUUUCAGUAAUUGAUGUUCAGAAAUCUGGUUAUAGUUCUGCUUCUGCCAUGAAAGUAUAAUAGAGAGAUUUAUUUUAUGUUUUGUUAUUGAUGUUCUUAAUAACUUUUAAUAAUUACCCAUUUUUUGAUCGCUUAAUUUAAAAGAAGUCAUUUAAAAAUGAACAGAGACAACACAAACAAAGAAAAAAACAACUGGUUGCUUUCAAAACGUGCCAAUGAACGGUUUUUAAUCAAGACCUUUGAUUGCUGAAGGAAGAAAAAAGGAAAAGCGUCUGUGACACUCCGUGACGUAACAUUGUUUUGUCGUUGUCAUAGCAACAACUGGGACAACCCCCUUCCUCGAGUUGCUGUGAAUUGAGCCUUCUCGGAUUCCUGCACUUUCUGUAUCUACCUGAUAAUGGGCGAUGAAGAAAAAUCUGUGGAAGCUGAGCGGAUGGAAGAGGAAAAUAUCAAGGUGCUUCAGCACAGAGCUGCCAUUCACCCGCUGCCAGAAGGGUUAGAAAAGAUGGAGUGCAGUGAGACAGUGUGUCGUUACUGCGGUGUGAGCUAUCUAAUUUUCCACGAGUUCCAUCAGCUCCACAAACAGCUGGCACAGCUACAGGCCGAGCUUGAGGAACUCAGAGAGGUCGGCCAGAAGGAGAAGGAGCGUCGGAAGGCGCUGGAGGUGGACAAGGAGGAACGGGAAAGAGCCCUUCAACUUCAAAUGAAGAGAGAAGCUGAAACCAAUGAGAAAAACACCAGAGAAACCCUGGAAGAGAUGAACCGAGACAUGGAGAGAACUCUCAGAGAGGAGUUUGAGAAAGAAAGUGAGACAAGGAGGAGACACUUUGAAGAGGAGUGUCAGAAAACAUUUGAGGAGAAGCUAGAAAAGAAAAGCCAGGAGAUGGAGAAACUUUGGAGUGCUGUCCUUCAAAAGUCCCGUAAGGAUUUAGAAGAGCUGAGAACUAUUCUUCACCAGCUGGAGGAGAGGCUGGUGACUGCUGCUGCUAUGAAGGACGAGGCUGAGGAGAAGCUGGAAAAAGAAAGGCAGGUUGUUGAAACGCUCAGAGGUGUGUGUGCACGGCAGCAGAAAGCCCUGGGUGCCACCCGUUCCCUGCUGCACCUCGCUGGCGACAUGCUCGCCGAUGUACAGGGUUUCCUCCGCCAGCUGACACCAGCUUGGCAGACCUUUAGAUGUCAAAUAGAGCAGCACAGCAUGCAGGUGUUCUCAGCGUUAAAUGAGGAGUUUCACCAAAUAAAAGAAGAAAAAGAACUUCUAGCUCAACAGUUGAUGGAACAGAAGAGGCAUCUGGAUGAGCAGCUGUCUCAACAGGAAAACUCAGAGAAGGAGAACAGAGCAAAGCUAUUCAGAUUACAGGCUGAAACGGAGGAGAAACACAACAGGUGGUUGCUAUGUCAACAAAACUGUGAUGCCCUACAGAAGCAGCUGUUUUCCCAAGAACAGAAAGAGAAACAAUUCAACCAAAAGUACAGCACGGCGGUGCAGGAAGUGGCAGACCUGAUUAAAGACCUCAAUGAGAUCCAAGACGAAAAGAGGGAACUCACAAAAGAAAGGGAUCUUUCAAGAGAAUCUCAUCAUGCAGCCCUAACCAAGAUGAAGGCAGACUACGAAAAACAACUCGGCACAAAGACAAGAGACAUGAGGGAGGAGCUUCGUGAGGAGGCGGAGCUUCGUCUGGAAAAAGAGAAGGAAAAGAACCAGAUGCUGCUCCAACAAUGUCGACAAGAAACGUCACAGCUACAGCAGAAGUUUACAGAGAAAUCGCUGGAGGUGCAGGACCUGCAGGAGGAGCUGCGGCGGGAAAGGAGGAGACAGAAAGAGGAGCAAGCCCAGGAAGAGGAGAGAAAGAGGCGAGAGGAGGAGUCCCACCAACAGGAGGCACGAGAGCUGACCCAGGCUAAAGCUGAACUCCAGCAGGCGAGUGAGAAGAAUGCUGAACUAAUAGAAGAGGUGAGGUUUCUCCAGGAGACCGUGAGGAGGGAGUGUGAAGAGAGAGAAGAGCUGACUGCUGCUUUGUGUCAAGCUCAGCAGGAGCUCUUUGGGCAGCGAUCUGUAGCAUCCCAUCCAGGAUCUCCCAAGCACGUUCCAGACGGAGUGGAUCGACAACCACCCUCAGGGCACAAGAGGUUUGAUCUCCAGCCACAGGUCAGAGUACCGGUACCUCUAACUCACUCUCCAACCAAUCCAAACACAUUCAGACCCUCGUCUGCCGACCCAGAAAAGGACAGAGGCCUGGGCCCAGACAAAGAAAGAGCAACGAGGAGGGUGGAGGCCAGAGGCAGAUGGGUGGUGCUGGGUGGAGAUGAAAGGCUUGAGCCGGUUCUUCCUCACGUAAAAGUAAGAACGUCCAUGGGUGAAGUCAAAGAUAAGUCCAAUUUAAGGGGUAGGAGAAAAUAGAACUAUCCCAAAUUUAUGUUUUUAAUUAUUUUGCACCUUUUCAAGAUAAAAUACACCCUAAUCAGUGGGCAUCGACCUCCAACGUGAUAAUGCUAUUAUAUUCCUGACUUAGAUUUUAUUACUAAUUUUCUUUUAUUUUCAUUUAGCUGUGAGAAUCCAGGUACACUUUUUUUAUUUGUUUUCUUUUUAGUAACAUGCUAAUGUUUAUCAUUAAAAAGUGUAAAUUAAAAAAGAUUAUAUUCCUGAUUUUGCAAAAAAAGAGAAGAACUAGGAGAAAUUACAAUAUUAUUAAACUAAUGUUUAAUAUUUUGUUAAAUGACAGUUUUAGAAGGCAUUUAAAAAGGGAGAUAAAAAAAUGUAAACCUGUUCCAUUCAGAAGAAUGUCACCUAUUAUUUUUGUCAUGUACUGCCAAUAACAU